Molecule: messenger RNA, 4022 nt
Organism: Melanotaenia boesemani (Boeseman's rainbowfish)
Lineage: Eukaryota; Metazoa; Chordata; Actinopteri; Atheriniformes; Melanotaeniidae
Gene: nyx
Product: nyctalopin
Exons: 4
Coding region: 1632-3071 (479 amino acids)
Cellular component (GO): plasma membrane
Molecular function (GO): protein binding
Source: RefSeq, a predicted model, not a curated record
UUCUUGACAGAAAUUGAAACAUAAUUUUUUUCUACAUAAUAAAUAAAAACAGCCUGUAAUUAUUUAUACUGGAUACUUGACUGAAUAGCCUCCAGCAGCCUGUAUUAAAUAUUCCAUUUAGAUGUGUAUUGAGAUUGAAUUACAGCCAUUAAAACACAUCUAUAGAUCUUUAUUAUUCCCAAGAAGGACAAUUUAUUUAAGCAGCUUAAAGCAACUGUACCAAAAACAUAUCUACUUUAAGGUUUGCAAUCUAUUAAAUAAAUGAUGUAUAAUUUACCUUCUUUAAUAUGAAGAGAAUUUUCCAAUAUUGGAAUUUUCCAUUAAAAAUAUAUUGUAACUGUAAAUAAUGGUCUUAAGUACAUCUUUAUUGCAGCUUUUAAUCUUGCAUAUAAAUAUUUAUGGUGAAGGGGACAGUGUUUUUGUCUUAGAGCCCCUGGUAGCCCCUGGUAGCCCCUACACUAACCAGAUGCGCAGGUGAACAUGGGAGGUCUGUGUGCAGAACUUUCUGGUGAAAAAGAACCCUGACCGGUAUUUCAUGUCUCUACAGAUGGUCUCUACUUUGGAUAUCUGUGGGAAAUUUUUAGGCGGAGACAACACAAAAUAGAGGUUUUACACUCAUUCAAAGGCUUUACCCGAGAUUUUGGGAGGGAUUUUUAUGUUCGAGAGGUCAUUCGGUCUGUUGUGUGCUGAGUAGGUUUUAUAACCACAGAGUCGGUGACACUUAUUAAACUGUUGUAUAAUGUUGUAUAAUUUCUGUCAUUUUGUGAAAAUAAGGUUUUAGGACCAUUAAAGUCGGAUGAAUCCAGCCGCAAUGAAAGAUGGAGGUCCACACAGCUCAUAUAGUAUAAUAAUCUUUUUUAACAAAUUGUAUUGAUCGCUUCUUUUACCAGAUCACACUGCUGAUGGUCUGCUGAUCCCCUAAUCCAUUUUAGCGUUUGCAUUCCUGACAAGUUUUACGUCCAACUUCAAGCUCCGUGUGUGUGGUUGUAGCGUGUAAUCUGCGUGUUUGUAAGUUACUUGUAUUCCUCUGUGGUGUGAUCUCAGCCUCAUUUUACUUCUGUAAUCCUGCCAACCGCCCAUCUCGAUCUCCAUCCCCAUCCCUCCUUCUAUCACGCCAUCCAGGGGAUUUGACUGCCAUUAAGAGAUGGCUUUUUGCUGUGUUUGUGUGUCCCAUCCUAAACGCACACACGCGGUGGAGCAGUGAGGAUGAAGCGUAAAAACACAACCACAUACAUGUUGUGCUGGUGAACUGUGACAGGCUGAAGGGUCUGCUAAGCUUGCUUAGUUAUGCUGUGGAAGGUACGCUGUGUGGACUGAUAUGGGAUGGACAGGAUGGACACACGCAUUAAUAUUUGGGCAGUGAGUUUUAAGACACAUGGAUGCAACUGUCUGGAAAGAGCUACAGGUAUCUUGCACUAUUUCUCUAUUUGUUGCAUCUGCAACUUGUUUUCCCAUUAAAACUUGUUAACAUUGUCAUUGGUAUGUCUGUGUAACUAGAUUAAAUAAAAACUUCCAGUAAAUAAUUUUCUGAUGUAUUUACAUAACUCAUAAUACUUCAUCAUUAAGUGCUCUUUUUGUGCUGUUUCAGACCUGCGUUAAUCCUGGCAUGUCCCAGAUGAGAGACUACAGUAAUGACUGUCAUCACUUUCACUGUCUCUGUGCUGUGCCUGCUGCCUCAGGCGGUCUUGGCACGGUGGGCGUGUGUUCGGGCCUGUCCGGCGUCCUGCACCUGCACACAGGAGAGGAGCUGCAGCGUGCUCUGCGACCGCUCCGGCAUGGCUGAGCUGCCCAAAGAGUUUCCCUGCGAGGCCUCUGCCAUCAACCUGGAGAAGAACAGGCUGAAGUUCCUGUCGGAAAGGGCCUUCGGUACUCUGCCCUCCCUCAAGUCUCUCUCUCUGGACCACAACAACAUCUCAUUUAUCACCCCAGGAGCCUUCAAGGGCCUCGCUAACCUGGUGGAGCUGAAAAUGGCACACAACGAGUACAUCAGCUACCUUCACACACGGACGUUCACAGGGCUGAAGAAGUUGGUGCGACUGGACAUGUCCGACUGUAAUCUCUUCAGCAUUCCCGACCGCAUCUUCAUAGAGCAGACGGCACUUAAGGAGCUGCUGUGCUUCCAAAACAACUUCAGGAGGAUCCCAGGAGCCAUCAGAGGCAUGGAAAAUCUGACUCACAUUUACCUGGAGAGGAACAAGAUAGAGGCUGUGGCUUACAACUCCCUGCUGGGCCUGGGUAGCCUCAAGUACCUGAACCUCCAAGAGAACCGUAUCAUGACAAUCCAUGACAAUGCCUUCCAGGACCUGGUGCGACUGGAGAACUUCUACCUCAACGACAACGUGCUGUCUGAUCUGCCCAGGUUUGCCUUCAAAGGGCUCAGCCGCCUCAAGAUGCUCAACCUUGGGGGCAACCAGCUGAUCAACGUGUCCAAGACCUGGUUCAGUGACCUGGUUGAGUUGGAGGUUCUGUACCUAGACAGGAACCAGCUGCUAAACAUUGAGGAGGGCACUUUUGAGAACCUGACCAGCCUGAUCACGCUCCACCUAAACAGCAACAACCUGACCAGCCUCCCCUUCAGCGUUUUCCAGCCCGUCUACUUCCUGGGGCACCUGUACCUCUUCAAAAACCCCUGGGAGUGCGACUGCUCUCUGGAGUGGCUGAAGCAGUGGAUGGAAAGUUACAAGCUGGUGCGGGACAUCCCCUGCUCCUCGCCGUCCUCCGUAGCGGGGCUGGAUCUCAGUGAGGUCGUCUUCAGCAAUUUGAACGGUACAUGUGUGGACCCUUCGGAGCUCAACCUGACCACAGCCUCCUCGGAGAUCAUCCCCACCACAGAGAACCGCUUCAACAGCCUCAUUUCCAAGCUGCUGCAGCAGGAGCUCAGGGAGGAGAUGGGGAACGGGACAGAGAGCCUCCGCAACGGGACCCUGCUGGAGACGGAGGGGCAGCUCUCUGCAGGGGUCAGAGGGCAACAAGCCCCAGCGAGCCAAUUACUGCUCUGCUUUGCUGGAGUGUGGCUCAUGUUCGGUUUAUUUGACCAGUCAGAUACUCGUUUGCCUCUUUAUAUGACAUGAGAGCUGCACAAAGAAACAUGGAGUAGAUUUUUACAAGUUGCCCAUGAGAUAAAAGGUGUUUUCUAUUUAUCUAAUGAAGGAUGAAGGAGUGCUCUCCUUGCAUGUGUCACCGGUGUGAGUCUGUGCUGCCAAAUGUAGGAUUUUGGGAUUGAUUUCUUCUGAAAGAAUGGCAUUGUUAAGGGUUUAUUUAUUUAUUUUCAUCUGAGUUGUUUGAAUGCAAUCAUUUAUGCUAUUUAUAGAGCAAAUAUUUAUUACUAAUUGUACGUCUGAUACAUAUCUUUCCUCCAUGUUAAAAAAAACAUGCCAAAUCUGUAUGGCUGCAGGAUUCAUUUAUACAGGAUCAUUGGCAGGUACACGCGGGCAGCCAUUUUUUUUCUUUAGUUGCAUAAGGCUAAAUUAUAAUUAAUAUUAUGUCAUAUUUAUAGCAUAACAGUCUUUUACCAGUGCUUUUUUGUAUUUUCAUUCACAUCUGUGUGUAAAGUUGAAGGAGAUAAGAGCUCCUGUAGUCAUCUCCUAAGCAGAUGUCCUGUCUGUUCGUUUCUAUUCAUUCUGCUCUAAAUGUAGGCUCUGCAGCUUUUCCAUAAAUGCAUUAAUCUUCUUACUGCAUGCAGCUCAGUGUCGUUGCUGCUUGUGUAUGCUAUAACGUGAUGGAGGGACUUUCUCAUUGCUUUUGCCUCCUAUGGAUGGACUGUUUCGGAGCGUGUUGGAGUGAUUGCCAUAAGUCAGUUUGUGGAUUGAGGCUGUGUCAAAAUCUCUGGAAUAAGAAAAAUGUUUAGGUAAUUUAGAUAAAUAUGUAGAGAGAGAGAGCAUAUUCUGCAAUGUUUAUUUAUACACUUCGUGUAUAUUCAUACUGCUUUGCAGCAAACAAAGUGAAAGGAUAUCCCUGUUAAACAACUGCCACUGCUUCUUUUUACCCUGAUGAAUCCGUAGUUUGGUCAUUCAACCAGUUUU